Molecule: messenger RNA, 933 nt
Organism: Baudoinia panamericana UAMH 10762
Lineage: Eukaryota; Fungi; Ascomycota; Dothideomycetes; Mycosphaerellales; Teratosphaeriaceae
Exons: 4
Coding region: 1-933 (310 amino acids)
Cellular component (GO): cytoplasm
Source: RefSeq, a predicted model, not a curated record
AUGCCAGUGAUCGUUGAUGAUAAGUCUGAGCACUGCAUCCCGUUUAUUAUCGACCGUAUCAAGCAACACCAACGUCACCAUGCCAACAAAGGCGAGAAACCUCCGCCCUUUUUCGUAGGCUUGAACGGUGUGCAGGGUGCCGGGAAAACGACACUGGUCACGACGCUCAGCAAGACUCUUUCAUCACCACCGCACAAUCUUCCCACCGUAGUUCUCUCAAUAGAUGACUUAUACCUACCACACGAAGACCAGGAAAACUUAGCCCACUCUCAUCCGAAUAACCCUCUGGUCCAGCAUCGGGGACAGCCAUCAACACAUGACAUUAAGCUUGGCGUGCAGCUGUUCGACGCUCUGGCAUCUCGGCAGACUAACAUUAAGAUCCCAAGCUACGACAAGUCUGCUUUCUCCGGUGCUGGAGACAGGAGGCCCGAGUCUGAAUGGGACACAGUCAACACAGAAGGUCAACGGCCGGUUGAAGUUGUUAUAUUCGAAGGUUGGUGCGUUGGCUUCCGUCAUUUGAACGAUGACGAGGUCAGAAGGAAGUGGCAAACGGCGAAGGCAGAGUACGAACGCAAGGCGGAUGCGUACAAUGGCCAACUCGGGAAGCUCAAAUUGGAACAUGUGCUUUUCGUGAACGCCAAGCUAAGGGCUUAUGAUGCAUUGACGGACCGUUUCGGUGCCUUCAUUCAAAUAGACGCGGAGGAUACACAGUAUGUGUAUGAUUGGCGUUUGCAGCAAGAGGCAGCCUUGAGAGCGGCGAAAGGCACGGGUAUGACAGACGAUCAAGUUCUGAGCUUUGUCAACGGCUACUAUCCCGCGUACGAGCUGUAUACGGAGGUACUGCGUCGCGGCAUCUUUGGGCACGAGAAGGGCAAGCAGCUGCGACUCGUUGUGGGCAAGGACAGACGAGUUAAGCACGUACAAGUGUUGUAG